Caretta caretta (loggerhead turtle) is the source of this 2246-nucleotide messenger RNA. RefSeq names its product cardiotrophin like cytokine factor 1 (gene CLCF1). Gene Ontology annotation, biological process: positive regulation of tyrosine phosphorylation of STAT protein; cell surface receptor signaling pathway via JAK-STAT; positive regulation of B cell proliferation. Lineage: Eukaryota; Metazoa; Chordata; Testudines; Cheloniidae. Gene Ontology annotation, cellular component: CRLF-CLCF1 complex; CNTFR-CLCF1 complex; extracellular region. The record is from RefSeq and is a predicted model, not a curated record. Gene Ontology annotation, molecular function: cytokine activity.
AUGUCCCAGCGCCCCUGCUGGGGUGGGCGGGGCUCAACAGAGAUAGGCUCUGCCCUUGCCUGCGUCAAAGAGCCCCCUGAGCUGGUCAUUGUGUUCCCUGCAGGAGAUUCUUGGGGGAUCUUUGCCUUCCUGUGCGCAGCACUGUGGAACCUGCCCGCGGUCCCCGCCCUGAACAGCACAGACGAGGUGGGCGCUGGUCAGUCCAUCCAGAAGACAUACGACCUCACCAGGUAUCUGGAACACCAGCUGCGCACACUCGCCGGCACCUAUCUGAAUUACCUUGGCCCCCCCUUCAAUGAGCCAGACUUCAACCCUCCCCGGAUGACAAGGGCCGAGAUGGUGCCCAGUGCCACUGUGGACUUUGAGUUGUGGCGCAGCCUGAAUGACAAUGCCCGGCUGGCAGCCAAUUACCGGGCCUACACGCACCUGCUGUGCUACCUGCGUGGCAUGGAUGGGCAGGUGGCCAAGGCCGAGCUGCGCCAGAACCUGGGCCACUUCUGCACCAGCCUGCAGGGCCUGGUGGUGAGCAUUGCCAGCGUCAUGUCCUCGCUGGGCUACCCGCUGCCCAGCCCACUGGGCAGCACCGACCCCACCUGGGCCCAGGGGCCGGGUGCCACUAGCUCCCACAACGACUUCCUCAAGAAGAUGGAUGACUUCUGGCUGCUCAAGGAGCUGCAGACUUGGCUGUGGCGCUCCGCCAAGGACUUCAACCGCCUUAAGAAGAAGGUGCCGCCUGCCGCCCUCAUGCUGCGCCUCGAGGCUAGGGGUUUCUGACCCCUGCCCCCCCACACCCCAUCACCACGCUGUGCCUCGAGGUACAGGACAUCUGCCCACUCCACUCAUCAUGCUGUGCCUCAAGAUAAGGGGCUGCUGACUUUCCCCUCCCCUCAGAUCUUCCGAACCUCCAAACCCAGGCCCCACUGUGCCUCCCACCCCUUACCCCUCUCCCUCCCUUCCAUGGUUCCCAGCCUCCUUCCCAUCUGUUAUGCCAUGCAGCACGUCCCCAUCCUUCUCCUUCCCUCCCCCCGCCUUUUUCUUAUUCUCUAGCAAGGGACCUAUUUGCUUUCCAAAACAGGGAAAUAACCCUCCUUCCCCCAGUACAGCCCAGAGCAGCAAUAAGCCCCACCCCCAGAUCUGGACAGCAAUAACCCCUUCCCCUUUCACCCAGAGCAACAAUAAACCCUACCCCCAUGUGCUCUGGGCAGCAGUCAGCACUGUCUGUUUACCGUGGGCAGCCCUAAGCCUUGUCUGGCUUUGUCUCUUGCUGCGUCAUACUCUGUACCUCUGGUUUGAUCCAAUUCUUCCUCUGCGUCCCCCUCCCCUGCUCUCAUGCACGGAGACCUGGACUCAUCCAGCCUUUCCUCAGGUUCAGAGCCCCUGACACUGGCCUGCAGCCUGGCCUCCAUGUUUCUUUGGGUGCUUCCAGCUCUGCCCUCCAUGCAUCACUUCCCUCAUGGCUGGGGGCAGGGGCUGAGAUAGGCAAUGCCACCAGCACCAGCCCUCCGGUCACACCUGCAAAUGGGGCAAUCUCACCCCAUGACACUGCAGCAUCGUGGGGCAAGAGGGACGAGAAAUAGGAAGGAUCGGGGUGUGAAACAGGAAAGUCUGGGGAUCCAAAACAGGAAGGGGGAGGGGGAAUGAAACAGAAAAAAUUGAGGUCCAAAACAGGAAGGGGCAGAUGUUGAACCAGGAAAGGUUGGGGUCCAAACCACGAAGGGGCGAGAUUUGGAAGAGGAAAGGUUGGGGUCCAAACCAGGAAGGGGCGAGAUUUGGAAGAGGAAAGGUUGGGGUCCAAACCAGGAAGGGGCGAGAUUUGGAAGAGGAAAGGUUGGGGUCCAAAAUAGGGGUAGGAUUUGAAAGCAGACCUCCAGCGCUUCUCCAAGUGCAAUGCUGAUGCAUCUUUUGGCCCCACCUCCUGACAAAACACCCAUGAGGACCAGGAAAGCAGGGGAGCUAAACCAGGAAGGGGUGGGGCAAUAUCCCUUUGCCAUCUCAUGCCAUGACACAUGCAGCAUUUCCUUAAAGUUUACAUUGUCGCAGACGUAGCAUUUGGGCAGUUGUGGGGGCUCUUUAUCUGGCAUAGGCCCUGCUGCCCACCUCCCUGCCCAUGCUCCAGAUGUGGGAUCAGGAUUAAGGGCCUGUGACCCUGCCCUUCUCCACCCCCCACAUUCCCCCACCGGGUUGUGUUUUUCUUGGUAUGUCUAUAUUAAUAUUUAUUUAUUUGGAAAUAUUAUUUAUUAGAUGGU